Molecule: messenger RNA, 1686 nt
Organism: Archocentrus centrarchus (flier cichlid)
Lineage: Eukaryota; Metazoa; Chordata; Actinopteri; Cichliformes; Cichlidae
Gene: ankrd34bb
Product: ankyrin repeat domain 34Bb
Exons: 2
Coding region: 1-1686 (561 amino acids)
Molecular function (GO): protein binding
Source: RefSeq, a predicted model, not a curated record
AUGGAUGAGUCAACAGAAGUUCGAACAGAGGGCAAUUCCCUGUUGAAGGCUGUGUAUUUGUGUCGGCUACGUCUGACUCGGCUGCUCCUGGAAGGAGGAGCUUACAUUAAUGAGAGUAAUGAGCAUGGUGAGACGCCACUCAUGGUAGCUUGCAAGACACGCCAUACAGAUUCACAGAGUGUACCCAAGCACAAGAUGGUUCGGUAUCUUCUGGAAAAUGGUGCUGAUCCAAACAUCCAAGAUAAGAUGGGGAAAACAGCUCUUAUGCAUGCUUGCAUUGAACAAACGGGAGCUGAAAUUCUGUCGCUUCUUCUUAGCAGCGGAGCUGAUCCAACUCUGGAGGACCACGCAGGCUUAUCUGCAUUAGUUUAUGCAGUCAAUUCAGGCAACAGCGACAUCCUCCGUGUCCUCUUAGAUGCCUGUAAAGCCAAGGGUAAGGAAGUUAUCAUCAUCACCACCAACAAACUGCCUUCUGGCCAUCAGAUGACAAAGCAGUACCUCAAUGUUCCCCCAUCUCCUGACCUUGAGGACCGUGUGCAUUACAUGCAAGCAUCUUGUUGCAUGUCAUCACGUGAGGCCCAGCUACGAACUCCUCCUCAGGGCUCUUCAGCAACUGCCUCUCCUCAACCUGGCAGCCCCCUUCUUGGCCUCAAGGAUUCCCAGUAUUUAAGCUUAGGGCAUAGCCUGGUAACAUCUCAACCAGGUUCACCAAUCCAGCAUCCUAGUCCUUUACGUGUUCCUGGUGUGGAUAAGCGACUUAACCUCCAUCGGCUACACUCGGAACAGUGGUCCAAAAGUCCUUCCCUAUUGCUCCAGCAGAGUCAGGCCACCUCUCUGACUGAGGAACCAGUGGAAAUUACUCCCACGGAAGAGCUGUCCUUCAGAGCAAAAGGAAGACCUCCAGGUGUUUCACGGCACCACAGCAUUGACGUUAAAGAUGCAACAGGACUCAUGAAAGCACUAGAGAACAUGUCAGGUAGUGAAAACAGGGCAGUUGGUGUAAGAAGAGGCUUUGGUAGAAAGAUGUCAUAUGACAGUGCUGCAAGUUCAUUGUAUUCUGCUUCACACCCGAACUUGCUUCAAGACAGUCUUGCCUUUUCCCAUGAAUUCAGACCUGUGGAUGAAGAUUCAUCUGACUGUCUUAGACAGCUGAGUGUUUCCAGUUUGCAAAAUGUGGUGCGUCGGCGGAACAUUGGUAUCGACCACUACAGUUCUGACUCUCAGUUACAGCAAUUUGGCAGCCGAGAUAGAACCUCAAAGAGCAGUAGUGGCACUGGAUCAGGAGCAGAAAGACACAAGCUAGCCAACAGCAGAUCCUCCAAUCUGUCAGGAUCCAGGGAGUCCUUGGAGAGCUCUGUUCAGAGGCGAGGUGCUACAGGACUGGAGCGAAGAGGGUCAGGGGCUCUUCUUCUGGAUCACAUUGCCCACACGCGCCCUGGAUACCUGCCUCGUCUGAAUCCUCACAUUCCUAUACCAGAUAUUGGUGUUAACUCUAGCUCUUCCUACCCUUUGAGUGGAAGUAACAAGACAUUGAAUGGUGUUCUUACAGGCUCAAAAUCUAUUCUACCCUGUGCACAUGUUUUCCCCAGGGAUCUGAAAGCUAAGAAAAUGUUGUGGAGACGUCACUCAAUGCAGAGUGAGCAGAUAAAGCAACUUGCCAACUUUGAGGAAACUUUUGGCCACUAG